AUGACUUCCACGACUUUGAUGACAUUUCUCCUAUGCGCCCCUCCGCACGUUCGCUCCGUCAAGCUACUCGGCUCGUGGGAUAACUUCUCCAAACCCUACGUCAUGGAGAGGGAUCGACGCACCGGCGCCGGACAAUGGCGAGGCUGCCAUACCUUUACCGAUAUCGUCUGCGAUGGGCAAUCCCAGAGUCCCUCUUCCCGCUCAGGGGGCCUCAAAAUGGGUGCCACCUACUGGUAUUACUAUCUGCUGGACGACGAUGUAGAAUACCACAACGAGGCCGAACCGGUCACCUCGCGCUGUCCUUUCCUACCCGGCCAACCGGUCAACGUGCUGCACGUCCCCGUCAUCCUCCCCGACACGCACUCGACCAGCUCGCGCGAUCAGAGUCUAGCCGGUUUGCGAACCGACCACCGAACGAUGAACCCGGAGGAUAAAUUCAUGAAUCCGCGUCAACCUCCCAAACCCAAGGCGUCCCGCCUUCGCACCUCGCCGCCUCACCUGCAAGAGCCGACCCCCGCAUGGUCCUUCAACGCCUCGCCCCUGGGCGCCCUGGUCCACCGAAGCGCCUCCCAGCCGCGCAGCGCAACCCACUCCAGCGGAAGCCUAGGCAACAAGUCCGCCCGCUCCGUCUCCCCGCCCCGGUCGAGAGGCAUCCGCUCCGCCUUCCGCCAGUGGAACGCGUCGUCCCCGGACCUGACAUCCGCGGACCAACUCUCCGUGGAGCCCACCACUGCCCUCGCACGAUCCCGCCCGCGCAGCCGACAUGGCCAUGCACUGUUCGGGGACCGACCCGAGCGCAGUGCCUCCGACCGUGUCCCCCCGCGCGACCGGACCCCGCGAUUCCCAGACGACACGCUGCUUCUCCGACGGCCCGCCUCCGCCGGGAGCCGCGAAUCGCAGCCUCUAUCGAUCCAGGACCGACGGGCACGGAGUUCGAGUUCCUCGGCGCCCUCGUCUUCCCACGUGCCGUUGACCGUGCAGACCCGGCCAGGUCUCCCGCGGAGAACCACAAGCAGUGACCAGGGCCCGCACGCCCGCCCAGCACAGAAAUUCCUCGCCCCGCUGGAUACCAAAAUUCCACCGCUGCUAGCGACCGCCGCCGAGCUGGCCCUGUCCGACAGCGCAGCCACCCCCCGCCCAUCCCCAUUCACCGAGAAGCGACUCCCAACGCUCCCCAACUCGCCAUCCUCCGUAAUGGACGACGCCCUCGCAGACCUCGACGAGCGCGAACGCGCCCUCGACGUCGAAAAUCUCGGCAGCCACUUCUCGGACCUCACCGAAACCGACGCCUCAUCGCGCGCCAGCAGCAGUCCCCCCUGCGAGCGCAGCCGCUUCUCCUCAUGGAGCACCGACAACGAAGUCACCCACGACUCCACAAUCCCAUCCACCCACUUCCCCCCCACCACCACCAGACACCACAACCAUGACGCCACCUCUCCCGUCCCAGACAGCACCGAAGUUCCCGAACUCCUCAACCCCUCCACAACAGCCGAAGACCCCGACACCCCCCACCUCCCCCUAAACUGCAAACCCUCCCCAACAACAGUCAUCGGCGGCGACGACUCCCCCUGCUGGGCCGGCCUCCCGCCACCACACCACCACUCCGCCGACGACCUCGACAUCCCCAGCCUCUCCAUCGAGGACACCGUCGACGACGUCGAGACCAACCCCAAGCGCUACGCGGCCUUUUUCGGCGAGAUGGAUCCGCUGGAGGCGUUGGGGCUGGCGAAGAGUCCUGAUGCGCCUGUGUUGCGAUUUCCAGAGCGGGGGUCGGAUGCGGCUGUGUCGAGGAAGGGGAGUGCUGUUUCGGCGGGGGGGAGUGAGCGUGCGGGGAGGUCCGAGGAUGCGGUGCAGGAGAUGUUGGAUGAGUUGAGUUAUUUGAAGAAUAUGAUUUAA
Messenger RNA from Aspergillus candidus, 1896 nucleotides. RefSeq lists its product as uncharacterized. Lineage: Eukaryota; Fungi; Ascomycota; Eurotiomycetes; Eurotiales; Aspergillaceae. The transcript has 3 exons. The record is from RefSeq and is a predicted model, not a curated record. Bases 1 to 1896 code for a protein of 631 amino acids.